GAUAAAUUAUUUAUGUCGCAUCUUCAGUGCUGCUGAAGCCCUCGCUCCUCAGGAACGGGCGGAAAUGUCAGGCUUUGGAGGACAGGCUCUGAAUUUGGAAGGACUGUGCUCAGGGAAAGCUAACGUGCAAACCUGCCCCUCCUGGCUUAACCGAAGACAAGCUCUCCUCUGCGCUUUGAUCUAGUGGGUGUCUGUCUCGCUGCCCCGAUUCAGGUCUUUCAAACCACUUUCCCUGCAAGCGCAGUGAGCUGCCGCCGCGGCAUAUGGAGCUCUCAAAGGCUCAGAUCUGGCUUGGUGAAAGGAUCCCUGGUAACGAAGAACAAAGGAGAAGAAAUGCAGAGAAGUCGGCUGUCGGAGCGGCAUUGUUUCAAAGGGCAUGGUUUCCGUAAGGCCUACGCCAGACAUUAAGGGGUGGCAUGAGUGACCAGGCUUGCCCCCAGCACUGAGCAGCCAGAGCCGCCGGGAGCCGGGCCAAGAUGCCGAUCCCUCCUCCCCCCCCCCCGCCGCCGCCUGGCCCCCCGCCGCCUCCCACCUUCAGUCAGGCUAACACAGAGCCGCCGAAACUGAGCCGAGAGGAGCAGCGGGGCCGUGGGGCCCUCCUGCAGGACAUCUGUAAAGGGACCAAGCUAAAGAAGGUGACGCAAAUCAAUGACCGGAGCGCACCAGUCCUAGAAAAGCCCAAGGGCAGUGGUGGUGGCAGCUACGGGUCUAGCUCAGCUGCGAUCCAGCCAAAGGGCGGCCUCUUCCAAGGUGGUGUGCCCAAGCUCAGACCCGUGGGAGCAAAGGACAGCUCAGACAGCUCCAGUAAGCAAACCCUGCAAGUCCCCGGCUCCAGAGCAGCCGCCCCCAGGCCCCCAGUGCCAGCCAGCAACAGCCGACCUCAAGAUGAUGCUGACAACAGCCGGGCCUCUCCCCCAGAGCUGCCGCGCACGCAGAGGCCCUCCCUGCCGGACCUCUCCCGGCCCAACACUGCUGGCAGCACCGGCAUGAAGCACAGCUCGUCCGCCCCACCGCCUCCCCCUCCGGGACGCCGCACCACCGCACCUCCCGCCCCCCCUCUGGCGCACGGUGCCAAGGUGUCUUCCUACAACCGGGAGAAGCCCCUGCCGCCCACCCCGGGACAGCGACUGUCUGUGAGCAGGGACGGACCCCCUGCCCCGCCACCCAUCAAGCCCCCUCCCUCCCCAGUCAGUAUCCGAACGGGAUCAGGGCCUCAGGGCCAGUCUCUCGCCCCCCCACCACCCCCUUAUCGGCAACCCCCCAGUGUCCCCAACGGCCCUUCCAGCCCCAGCAACGAGUCCGCCCCGGAGCUGCCGCAGAGACACAACUCCUUGCACAGGAAGACGCCAGGCCCUGUGCGGGGUCUGGCACCGCCACCACCCGCUUCAGCCUCCCCAUCUCUCCAGAGCAGUCGUCCCCCUCCGCCGGCCAGAGACCCCCCCAGCCGGGGAGCAGCCCCACCACCCCCUCCGCCAAUGCUGCGAAACGGGGGGCGUGAUGCCCCCCCGCCCCCACCCCCCUACAGACUGCACGGCUCCACCGAGCCCCCGAGCCGAGGGAAGCCGCCACCGCCGCCCACGAGGACGCCGGCCGGGCCGCCGCCGCCUCCACCACCAGUGCGGAAUGGGCACCGGGACUCCAUCUCCACCGUCAGAGCGUUCCUGGAUGACUUUGAAUCCAAAUACUCCUUUCAUCCUGUCGAAGACUUCCCAGCCCCAGAAGAAUAUAAAUACUUCCAGAGAAUCUACCCCAGCAAAACAAACAGAGCUACGCGUGGGGCCCCCCCUCUGCCCCCCAUCCCCAGGUGAAAGCAGGCUGCACAGGCGGAUUGUUCCUGAGCAGAGAGACGGACCUCCUUCCCCUUCCUCAGACAGACCCUCCCCACCUCCCUGCCCCCCAGGAUCCUGCAUGAGAAACUCCCAGCGUCUUUGGUUUUCCCAGCUGCGCCAGGACGAGCAGAUACCCCCGGCCCAGCUCUCUCCGCCAGCCCACCCUCAUCUAUGCAUCUCCCCCAAGACUCGGUGACCUUGCUGGCAAGCCCAGAUGGGUCCUUUGCUCCUCGCUCGUCGCAGAUCCCGGGUCCGGCCGGGACCCCGCAUCCAGCCGCAGCCUGGGAGCCCGGCACGAGGACUUGAGGAAGACGCUGAGCCGUGUGCGGCCGGCUGGUGGGACCAGGGGUGGCUCGGUGCCCGAUUCCUCGGGGCCGGGGCGGAGCGAGGGGGCUUGGAGAGGAGCUGGGGUAGGUCUGGAGAUGGACACGUUGCGUGAUCACCAGCUGCGCCGGCGGCGGAGCGAGGGGGAGCUGGGACAGGCCGGCAGAGCCUCGUUACCCCGGUGCAGCUGAUUGCUUUUUUGCACAGGAGCCAGCGGAGGAGCGGGGGGGGGGGGGGGUGAGCGGGACCAUCCAGGGAGACCCUGACGGCGCUGGGGGCUGUGGGGUGGCUGUGGGAGGGGGAAACCCCCCUCCCUGCUCCCACGGGGUGACAUCCCCGAUGCCACCCGGCAGCAUCGCACCCCAAAACAGCCGCAGCCGACGGCUUUUCACGCCGCUGGGUUUUGAUGGGCCGAGGAGGCGCCCGGCGGUGGCAGCCCGGCUUUUAACGCUAAAUUACCAAACUAGAGCAUUUUAACGGGAAGACACUAAUUGUCCGUGGAGGAAGCUGGGGGUGCCGUUACCGUGGGGGGGUGUCGUUCGUUCUGUUUCUUAUGUGGCGGGUGGGGGGGAGCACGGGAAGGGACUUGGGGCCACGGCCCCUGUGCCGGGGGGGGGGCUCCGGCUGACGUUUUGCCUUACACACUACCCUGUCCGACUGUUGGUACCGGGCUGGUUUCUCUGUAUUUACUCGCAGUACCGGGGUGGGCUGGACAUUAACCGUAGUUACUGAUCUAUUUUGUACGUUGUAAAAAGCUUGUACUAUAGGAGGAAGGUGGGCUCACUGCGGGUGUACUAAACCCUCCCCUCUAACUGUUUCGGGGUUUGUUUUGGGUUGGUUUGGGUUUUUUUUUUUUGGUUUGUUUUUUGUUUUGUUUUGUUUUUCUACGAAGAUGGAAACUUUCCUUGUUCAGGCUGAAGUGAGGCAGCGCCCAGGGUGAGGGGAUGCUUGGGGUGGGUUUCUCUGGAGGACGAGCCCCCCCCUUCCCCCCCCCAGCGCUGUCCUUUGGUUUAAAUAAAGGUAAAAAAAGGUUCUCCCUGAGCGCUGGCUGCCCCUCCCGGGGGAACGAGGGGCUGUUUUAAGAGGGAACAGAAUAAAAACUGAGGAGCUUGAAAUUGCAUUUAAAUAAAAGUAAUAAAGAUA
Molecule: messenger RNA, 3296 nt
Organism: Aquila chrysaetos chrysaetos
Lineage: Eukaryota; Metazoa; Chordata; Aves; Accipitriformes; Accipitridae
Gene: WIPF2
Product: WAS/WASL interacting protein family member 2
Molecular function (GO): actin binding
Source: RefSeq, a predicted model, not a curated record